GUUUGGUCGACAAACUUGUUGUGGUGAAUAGAAAAAAAGUUCGUGUAUAUUUACAUUCCAAUGCCACUGGACAGAUGUAUCCGAAUGCUCCUACCUUACCCGGUUUGAGUUAUUAUUUUAGCAUUGGAUCAGUUGAGGCAUUUGAACGUAAAUUAGAAGAUGCUCAAAGUGAGUUGGGAAUCCCAUCAAAUGAGCGUAUACCUGUAGCGUAUCGCGACGAGAUCAAUUUGAUGAGUACAUUAUUACAUUUCGCACCAACACUUCUCUUGGCGGGAGCCUUAUUUUAUAUCACAAGACGUGCAGGUAGCGCUGCAGGGUCCCAAGGUAUUUUUGGUAUUGGAAAAUCAAAAGCAAAGUUAUUCAAUCAAGAGACUGAAGUCAAAGUUAAAUUCAAGGACGUUGCAGGAAUGGAUGAAGCUAAAGAGGAGAUCAUGGAAUUUGUCAAAUUUUUGAAGGAUCCUACAGCUUAUGAGAGGUUGGGUGCUAAAAUUCCAAAAGGAGCCAUUUUAAGUGGACCUCCAGGUACUGGUAAAACCUUACUUGCGAAGGCCACCGCAGGAGAAGCUGGUGUUCCUUUUUUGAGCGUGUCAGGUUCAGAAUUUGUUGAAAUGUUUGUUGGUGUGGGACCAUCUCGAGUACGUGAUUUAUUUGCCAAUGCUAAAAAACACGCGCCAUGUAUAAUUUUUGUCGACGAAAUUGAUGCCAUAGGAAAAUCACGGGGAAAAAUAGGACAAUUUGGAGGAAAUGACGAAAGGGAGAGCACACUAAAUCAAUUACUUGUAGAAAUGGAUGGAUUUAGUACAAGUGAACAUGUCGUCGUGUUAGCAGGCACAAAUAGACCUGAUGUAUUAGAUCCAGCAUUGAUGCGUCCGGGACGUUUUGAUCGUCAUAUUGCAAUUGAUCGACCUGAUAUCAAAGGAAGAUGUGAAAUUUUCAAGGUACAUUUAAAACCAAUCAAAACAAAAGAGGAUAUUGAACGUCUAUCAAAUAAAUUAGCCGCAUUGACGCCAGGAUUUUCAGGGGCAGACAUAGCUAAUGUUUGUAACGAGGCGGCACUGAUCGCAGCGCGUUAUCGUAAGGACUGGGUGUCUGAAGAACAUUUUGAACAAGCUAUUGAACGUGUAAUAGCAGGUUUGGAGAAAAAGUCUCGAGUACUUUCUCCAGAGGAAAAGAAAACCGUAGCAUAUCAUGAGGCAGGGCACGCUGUUGCGGGAUGGUACCUUGAACACGCAGAUCCUUUGCUAAAAGUAUCAAUCAUUCCCCGAGGUAUCGGAGCACUUGGAUAUGCACAAUACCUGCCAAAAGACCAGUAUUUAUAUUCAACAGCACAAUUGCUAGAUCGUAUGUGUAUGACGUUGGGUGGACGAGUUUCAGAACAGAUCUUUUUUAAUAUAGCUACUACCGGUGCUCAAGAUGAUUUGCAAAAAGUCACAAAGAUGGCAUAUGCGCAAGUAUCGGUUUACGGCAUGAACUCUAAUAUAGGCCCUUUAUCUUUCCAUAACCCAAAUGAAGCUGAACCACAAUUUCAGAAACCAUAUUCUGAAGAGACAGCCAAAAUGAUUGAUGAAGAAGUUCGUAAAUUAGUAUCAUUAGCUUAUGAAAGAACAUUGGAACUAUUAACAGAAAAAAAGAAAGAUGUUGAGAAGGUAGCGCAACUUUUAUUAUCAAAAGAAGUACUAAAUAGAGAAGAUAUGAUUUCAUUAUUGGGAAAAAGACCAUUCGUAGAAAAGAAUCCAUAUGAUGAUUAUGCAAAGGAAGAAAACAAAGAAAACACAGAAUUACCACCACCAGCAGAGAAAGGAGGUCACGCACAGCCAUCACCGUGA
Messenger RNA from Racocetra persica, 1826 nucleotides. The record is from the annotation of a GenBank genome assembly. NCBI's taxonomy places the organism in Eukaryota, Fungi, Glomeromycota, Glomeromycetes, Diversisporales, Gigasporaceae.